AUGCGCGCUAAGAGAAAACGCCGAUUUAUUGUCCUAACAAAUUGCCAAGAAUCCAGAGAAUUUCGCACACGACAAUACUGCGCCGCGACAAGUCAAGCGAGAUCUUCUCGUGCGAAUGACGGCAUCAAGAGAGUCUGCAGUGGCGACAUUACGGACCGUAUACACUCCGUGGAAACCAUGGCGCAGCCAAGACCUCCAUUUGCCCCGGUCAGGAUAAUUGUACCUUUCCGAUCAGUCAUGGUUGAUUUAAACGAGGCAGAAAGGUUGCUGUUUAGUAGAUGGGGAAAACAGGAGGCGGGUAAAAACUACUUGUACAGCCCACGCGCCGUGUUUCUCGGUACCGAACAUAUGGUCAAUAUCGACCCCUCACCAACGCUAUACUGUCGUAUCAGAUGGAUGGAUGUCGGCUUGAUGGAGGUGAUGCAAGGGGGGGGCGCAAAUUCUGAAGUCGUGGUCGACAGCCGGGCUACUGUCGCAAAUCAGCAGAAUAUCGCCCAUCCAUUGUUGAAAGUACUCGACAAUAGCCUUUGUUUAUCUCUGCGCCGCAUCGACCAAGUACAUUCACAGUAA
Molecule: messenger RNA, 570 nt
Organism: Lindgomyces ingoldianus
Lineage: Eukaryota; Fungi; Ascomycota; Dothideomycetes; Pleosporales; Lindgomycetaceae
Exons: 7
Coding region: 1-570 (189 amino acids)
Source: RefSeq, a predicted model, not a curated record